This is a messenger RNA of Saprolegnia diclina VS20, 11197 nucleotides long. RefSeq lists its product as hypothetical. Gene Ontology annotation, biological process: nucleus-vacuole junction assembly. NCBI's taxonomy places the organism in Eukaryota, Oomycota, Saprolegniomycetes, Saprolegniales, Saprolegniaceae. The transcript is spliced from 6 exons. Bases 28 to 11154 code for a protein of 3708 amino acids. The record is from RefSeq and is a predicted model, not a curated record. Gene Ontology annotation, molecular function: protein-membrane adaptor activity; protein binding.
ACGGUUUCCGCGACCAGUCGACAAAGCAUGGCCUCCAAGGUGCUCGAGCAGCUCAUCGCGCGCGGGCGCCGUGAGCGCAAGCCCUCGGAGCAGCGCGAGGUCGCCUUCAACCUCGCCGAGGUGUCGACGAACCCCGAGUUCCACGCCAAGAUGGUCGAGAAGGGCGUCGUUCGGGCGCUUCUGCACCUGAUCAACGAGUCGUCGGACGACCAGGGCCUGCGCUUUGCGUGUCUCUGCCUCGGCAACAUCUCGUCGUGCGUCGCCAUGCGCGUCCGCAUCGUCGAAGAGGGCGUCGUGCCGCCGCUGGUCGGCCUCAUGACCAAGUCCGACGGCGACGUCGUCGGGAAGCAGUAUGCGGCCAUGGCGGUCGGGAACCUCGCGGCCGAGCCCGAGAACCAAGAAGAAAUCGUCAAGCUGCACGCGAUCUCGGCGCUCGUCAACCUCCUCGACCCGGACGCGCCGUCGCUCGGCGCCUACAGCGCGUUUGCGCUCGCCAACCUCGCCAUCAACAACGAGUACCGGCCGCUCAUCGUCGAGGAGAGCGCCGUGCCCCGCCUCAUUGCGCUGGCGUGCUGCAAGGACCUCAGUGCGCAGCGCCAGGCCAUGGCGGCGCUGCGGGGCAUCUGCAUCACGCCGGCGUACCGGCUCGUGGUCGUCAAGGAAGGGAUUCUCGACCCGCUCGUGCUCCUUGCGCGCUCGGACGAGCUCGACAUUUCGCGCGAAGUCGCCGCGGCCUUUUGCACGCUCUCGUGCAUGGAGGCCAACAAGAUGGAGAUCGCCGACCGCGCGCUCCUCACGAUCCUCGCCAUGAGCUUGUCGGGCGACGCGUCCGUCGAGCAGUUUGCGUGCUGCACGCUGGCGAAUCUGCUCGAGAUGCCAGAGUUGCACCCCAAGCUCAUCCGCGAGAACGGCCUCGCGUCCCUCCUCGCGCUCGCCUCCAACGACGAGCCGAAUACCAAGGCCGAGGCUUGCCGCGCGCUCGCCAACCUCAGCGCCAACGAGGAGAUGCACGAGCCUCUCAUGGUGCAGGGUAUCUUGGACCCGAUCUCCAAGGCGCUCGUCUUCACCCACCACGUGACGCAGCGCUACGCCGCGCUCACGAUUGCGAAUCUGAGCGUGGUUGGCCGCCACCAGAUCGCGAUCGUGAGCCUCGGGCUCAUUCGGCCGCUCAUUGCUCUCGCGCAGGCGUUCGACCGCGAGCUCGAGGCGCGCCGGUACGCGGUCCUCGGCAUCGCCAACCUCGCAGCGAUGGUCGCCAACCACCCGGCGAUCCUCGAGGAAGGCGGUCUCCUCGCCCUCUUCUCGCUCUCGAGCUCGUCGGACGCACUGAGUCAGUACUACGUCGCGUAUGCACUCGCCAACCUCGCGUCCAACGACGCCAACCACAACCGGAUGAUUGAGGAAGGGGGGCUGCAGCCCAUCAUCACACUCGCGUGCUCGGCCGACUCGGACGCGCACCAGCAAGCCGCGGCUGCCCUCCGUGGGCUUAGCGUCACGCCGGCCAACAAGAUCAAGAUCGUCCAGGAAGGGGGCUUGGAGCCCCUCGUUCGGCUCCUCGGCACGGACGACGACGUCGACGUCCUCCGCGAGGUCUGCGGCGCGCUCUGCAACCUCAGCGGCAGCGAAGAAACCAAGUACGAGAUUGCGAAAAGCGGGUGCGUACCGCCGCUGCUCGCCCACGCGCAGUCCGAAGACAUGCUCGUCGCGCGCCAGUGCAGUGGCACGCUGGCCAACCUCGCCGAGGUCGAGGAGAACCAGGCGCUGAUCGCCGCCGAGCGCGGGAUUCCCCCCCUCAUCGCGUGCAUGCGGUCGCAGUUUGUCGAGGUGCAGCGCGAGGCCGGCCGCGCGCUCGCGAACCUCUGCGCGCGCCACGCCAACCACGACGAAAUCAUUGCGACCGGCGGCCACCAGCUGCUCAUCUCGUCGCUUCUGUCGCCCGACAUGGCCUGUCAGCGCGUCGGCGCGCUCGGCCUUUGCAACCUCUCGACCAACCCGGACGAGCGCGUGACGCUCAUGACCUGCGGCGCCAUGGACCCGCUCAUGUCCCUGGCGCGCUCGGAAGACGUCGAGGUCGAGAUCCAGCGCUUUGCGAUCUUGGCGAUCGCGAACCUCGCGUCCUGCGUCGAGAACCACAAGAUGAUGGUCCAAGAAGGCUCGAUUCCGCUGCUCAUCAGUCUCUCGAGCGCGCCGGACCAAGAAGUGCGCCAGUACGCGGCGUUCGCCCUCGUCAAAGUCGCGCUCAACGCCGACUUGCGCAAGAAAAUCACCGAAGAAGGCGGGCUCGAACCGGUCUUGUACCUCGCGCGCACCGAAGACUCGGACAUCCACCGCGACGUGCUCCCCGCGCUCUGCACGCUCUCGUUUGCUGAUGCCAACAAGGCCGAAAUGUGCAAGAGCGGCGGCCUACCCCCUCUCAUUGCGUCGUUGAGCAGCACGGACGGCGCGACGCACCGCCAAGCGUGCUGCGCGCUGGCCAACCUCAGCGAAAGCAUCGAAAACCAAGCGCGGAUCGUCAACAGCGGCGCGAUCGGCCCGCUCGUCGACGCGCUCAUUUCGGGCACCGAGGUCAUCCAGCGCGAGGCCGCCCGCGCGCUUGGCAACCUCGCCGCCAACUGCGACUAUGGCGAUGUCAUUCUGCAGCGGGGUGCUGUCUCGCCCCUCGUGACGCUCUUGACGUCCGAGGUCGUCGAGUGCCAGCGCAUGGCGGCCAUGGCGCUCUCCAACCUCGCGACCAACGUCGAGAACCAAGGCCGCAUGCUCAAGCUCAAGAUUCUCGACCCUGUCAUCGCGUGCUUGGAGGAGGCACUGGACCCACGCUCGGUCGCCGACAAUGAAACCAUCCGGUACUGCCUCCUCGUUCUUGCCAACCUGGCCGUGUCCCAGACGACCCACCCCGAGAUCAUGGCCCGCGGCCUGCACUUGCUCACGAGCUACGCCAAGCACCGCGACGUCAAGUGCCGGCAGUUUGCCGUCUUUGGCCUCGGUAACCUCUGCAGCAACCCGGAAAACGUCUACGCGAUCGUCGACGCGCAUGCGCUCAAGCCGCUCGUCUCGUUUGCGUUCCCUGGCGACACGAACGUCCAGUUCCAAGCCAUUGCAGCCCUCCGCGGUCUCUCGGUCAACCAAGACGUGCGCCAGCAAAUCAUGCGUCUCGGCGCGCUCGAGCCGCUCAUCCUGGCCGCGAGCUCCGAGUCCAUCGAGGUGCAGCGCGAGGUGGCCGCGACGCUCUGCAACCUCUCGAUCUGCGAAGAGAACAAGGUCACGAUGGCCCGCGGCGGGUGCCUUCCGCCGCUCAUUAGCCUCGCGACGAGCGGCGACCCGUCGCGAGAGCGCCACGCGAUCUGCGCACUCGCCAACAUCGCCGAGAUGGUCGAGGGCCACACGCAGCGCAAGAUGCUCGAGGAAGGCGUGCUCACACCGCUGUACGCGCUGACGACGUCUCCGGACAUUGAAAUUAAGCAGCAAGUCGCGCGCUGUCUGGCGCUCUUUGCGUCGAAACCGUCGUCCCAGCCGACGCUCUUGCGGAGCAACGCGCUGCAGCACAUUGUGGGUUUUGUCAAGUCGCCGGACGCCCUCUGCCAGCGCUUUGGGACGCUCGCGAUCGGGAACCUCGCGGUCUCGGCCGCCAACCACAAGGACCUCUUUGACCAGGGCGCGAUCGCCGCCUUGCUGCAUCUCGAGGCGUCGAGCGAUGCGGAGACGAGGCGGUGCCUCGCCUUUGCCAUCAACAAUGUCGCGGGCAACGAAGGUAACUGGGCGACGCUGGGCAAAAUGGGCAUACUGCGCACGAUCAUCGGGCUCAUGGGCGACGCCGACGAAGAGACGCACCUCCAGGCGUGUUUUGCAGUGCGCCGGCUGGCGCUCGAGCCCAAGACGCGCGUUCAGAUCGUGCUGCACGGCGGCCUCAAGCCGCUCUUCUCGCUGACGCUCUCCGAGUCGACCGAAGUCCAGCGCGAGGCGACUGCUGCGAUUCGGAAUUUGAGUUUGAGCGAAGACAACAAAAUCGCGAUUGUCCUCAACGGCUUACUGCCGCCGCUCGUGACGCUCGCGCACUCGGGCGACAUUGAGGUCUCCCAUCAAGCGGCCGGCAUCCUCGCCAACCUCGCCGAAGUAGUCGAGAACCAGGGCCGCAUGGUCCAGGAAGGCGUGCUCCAGCACGUCAAGUUCAUUCUGCGCUCCAAGAACGUCGACAUUCAGCGGGAGGCGGUGCGGUGUAUCGCCAACAUGUCGGCCGAGUACGCCUACACAGCAGAGAUUGCGUCCACGGGCGGCCUCGGUCCGCUCGUCGCGACGCUGAGCUCCCCGGACUUUCUCUGCCAGCGCUACGGCGCCAUGGGCCUCGCCAACCUCUCGACCAACGUUGACAACGUGUCCAAGCUAAUCCAAGACGGCGCGAUCCACCCGCUCUCGGUGCUCGCCAAGCUCGGGAACGGCGACAUUGACAGCCAGCGCUACGCCGUCUACGCGCUCACCAACCUAGCGUCCGUGCAGACAACGCACGGUCAGCUCAUUGACGCCGGCAUAAUCUCGCUCUUCACGUCGCUUCUGAACGAGGCCGAUGCGAGCAUCCGCAACGCCGCUGCAUUUGGAAUUGCCAACUUUGCCGCGUUCCCCGAGAACCACGCGCUCUUGGUCGACGCCCCCAACUGCCUCUCGUCCUUGCUGCAGCUCGUGGCGUCGGGCGACGGGAAGAGCGUGCUGCGCGCCGUCUCGGCCCUCCGCGGCCUCUCGGUCGACGCCGCCGUGCGCGACCGCAUCGUUCAAAUGGGCGGUCUUCCUCCGCUUUUGGCGCUCACGCGGUCCAAAGAUAUGGACGUUCAGCAAGAAGUGCUGGCGACGCUCUGUAAUUUGAGCUUGAGCGGCUGCAUUGGCGCGUCGCCCGACCUCUUCCUCGACGCCUGCGAUGUCCACGCGCUCAUUGCGUUUCUGUGCUCGGCGGACGCCACGUACCGUCUCUUUGGCGCCAUCACGUUGGGGAACAUUGCGUCCAAAGCCCAGCACCAAGAGACGAUCGUGGACGCUGGCGCGCUCACGCCGCUCGUCGAGCUCUCGAGCGCCGUCGACUUGGAGACGCACCGCUGCAUCGCGUUCGCGCUGUGCAACCUCGCGUCCGAGCCCAGUCGCCGGCCCAUGAUUGUCGACGCAAAAGGCAUCCCGCCGAUCAUCGCGCUCGCGUGCUCCGAGGACCCUGAGGACAAGAAAACAGCCAUCGCCGCGCUGCGGGGUCUCAGCAGCGCCCGCGAGAGCCGAGUGAAAAUCGUGCGCGACGGAGGCCUCGAGCCUCUCGUGCUGGGCGCGACGUCGAGCGACCACUUUGUGCGCCGCGAGGUGGCGGUCGCUGCCUACAACUUGUCGCUCGACGAGUCCAACAAGGUGUCGAUUGCAAAUUCCGCGCUCCUGCCGCUGCUCAUCCAGCUCGUGGGCUCGUCCGACACGGACUUGGACGCUACGACACAUGCACCGUUUCACUUGAUCGCUACCUAUGCCUGCGCGACGCUGGCGACCUUGGCCGAAGACGUCUCGACGCACGACCGCAUUUUGCGCGACCGCGGCGGCGCCUUCCUCGUCGACCUCAAAAGCGUCGACGAUCCUUGUGUGCUCUCCGAGGCGCUCAAAUGUGUGUGCAACUUGGCGUGCAACUACGCGACGCACACGCGCCUCUUGGAAGACCUCUGCCACGACCUCCUCCUGCACGCGCUGCGCCCCGGGUUUGACGAGACGAUCCGCACCUUUGGCGCCAUCGGCCUUGGCAACCUCCUCGCCAACCCCCUCACGCACGACAUUGUCAUGCGCAAAGACGUGGUGACACCCCUUUGUCGCCUCGUGGCCGACGCCGCCGCGCCCGAGCCGCAGCGCUACGCGGUGCUAGCACUCGGCAGCAUCCUCGGCAACAGCAGCUACCAUGACAAGUGCCUCGAGGCCGGCAUCUUGGUGCCUCUCGUGCAGGCGCUGAGCCACCUGCGCGCGCUCGAGACGCGCUUCUACGCGACGUUUGCUCUCGGGAAGCUCGCGAUGAACGCGACGCACCAGCGCCCUAUCGCGCGAACCGACCCGGCAGUCGACGCCACCCUCGCGCUCGUGACGCAAGGCGAGAGCAUCCACGCUCAGUGCCAAGCCGUGUCGGUGCUGCGACGCUUGGCCGUCGACGACGUCAUUCGCGCCGAGUCCAUGUCGAUCGCGCGAACACCAAGCCUACUUCCCGCGCUGGUCGUCGCCGCCAGUGCCGCGUUUCACGCCGCCUACAUUGAAUUGGACCGCGAGCUCGCGGCGCUGGCGUGCAACUGGACGCUGAGCGACGCGCACAAGCUGCCGACAGCGACGUCGCCGCUGCUCUCGCACCUCUUUCGCCUCAGCGCCUCGAGCGACAUUGAGGUCGCGCGAAACGCGUGCGGCGCCCUCGCCAACAUGGCCGAAGAGACGGAAACGCACGUGAGCAUGCUGGAGCUCCACGCGAUGCCCAACUGCGUCCGGCUCCUCCGCAGUCGCUACGUGACCGUGUACCGCGAGGGCAGUCGGUUCGCCGCCAACUUGCUCUCUUCAUCGGAGGUGCACGCGCUUUUUCUGCACGAAGAGGGGCUUCCGGGACUCAUCCGCGUCGCCAAGGCCGACGACAUCGAGUGCCAAUACAACGUCGCGCUGAGUUUGCACAAACUGUCGAUGCAAACGCAAAACCAUGCGAGCAUGCUCCAGACCAUGUGCCUCCCGUGCCUCUUUCGGCUCCUCGGCGCGCCGGGACUGGCCGUGCAGCGCCAAGCCGCUGCGGCGCUCAAAGCGCUCUGCGCCAACGUCGAGAACAAGCCGUUCGUUGCCGACAACGGCGGUAUCCCCGCCAUCAUUUCACUUCUGCGGGCGCAGGACGUCGAGCUGCAGACAAUGGCUGCCGGUGCGCUCCGGCAUCUCUCGCUGCAUUUGCCAGUCAAGACGCAGUUUGUGGCCGAGAGCGGUCUCCCCCCGCUCUUUGAAGCGUGCAAGAUCCCGAAUGAAGACUUGCAGCUCCAGUGCGCCGGCGCGCUCGCGAAUCUGAGCGAAAAUGCCAGAAACCAGACGGUGCUGGUCGCGCAGGGCGGCUUGGACGCGCUCGUGGUACUGGCGAAAGCGACGCACGCCGGCAUCAUGCAGCACACGGCGCGCGCGUUCGCCAACGUCGCCUCCAACCCCGAGAACCAAGUUAACGUCUUCUCGACGGACGAGCUCAAGGCCAUGUUCACGCUCGCGGCGUCGACCGAGGAGGCGUGUGGCACGGACGCCGCCCUCGCCCUCGGCAACAUUGCGGUGACGGCCAAGAACCAGCUGCAGAUUGCCCACCUGGGAGGGUUUGUGCCUUUGAUUGCACUGCUCACGAGUCCGUUCCCGGCCUGUCGCGAGUACGCGGCGCGGUGCCUCUACCGCCUCAGCGCCCACAAAGAGAACCAGCACCACAUUGUUGACGCCGGCGGCCUCGGGCCGCUCAUCGCGCUCGUGUCGGAUGCCGCGUUCGUCGAGUGCCAGCGCAACGCGGCCAUGGCGCUGUGUAACCUCGCGAGCUGCCACGAGAACGAGCUCCCGAUCGUCAAGGCGCACGGCCUCCCGCCGCUCAUCAAGCUGCUCGAGUCGCCGAACGCCGAGUGCACGCGGUACGCCGCCAUGACGCUCUGCAACCUCGCGGGCAACACGGCCAACCAAGUCCACAUCGUCAAGGCGCACGGCCUCAAGCCACUGAUUCGCGUCGCGUCAGACACCAACGCCGAGAGCGCACGCUACGCGUGCAUGGCGAUCGCGAAUGUGUCGACGCACCGCCAGAACCGGCUCGUGGUCGUCGACGAAGGCGCGCUGCGGCCGCUCGUGUCGCUUGCGACCUCGGACGUGCUCGAGUGCCAGCGCAGCGCGACGCUCGCCAUCUACAACGUGUCGUGCGCCGCCGUCAACCAAGUGCGCAUCGUCGAACAGAACGUGCACGUGCACUUGAUCAAACUCGCAACGUCCUCGGACACGGACUGCAAGCUGUACGCGAUCAUGGCGCUCUGCAACCUCACGGCCAACGCCGAGACGCGGAUUCCUGCGUCGCGCGCCGGCGGGCUCCAGGCGCUCGUCCUCGGCGCCCGAGACAUUGACGGCGCCAUCAAGCGCUACGCGUGCAUUGCGCUGUGCAACCUCGCGUGCGACCCGCAACUCCAGAUCCAGACCGUCGUGCACGGCGGCUUGGCCGCGAUUCUUCUGUUGUGCGACUCGGACGACGCCGACGACCAGCGGUAUGCGAUCAUGGCGCUGGCCAACUUGGCCGCGAGCGAGACCAACCACCCGACCAUGAUUGCGCGCGGCGUGCUCAAGGUCGUGCUGCGCUUGGCGACGGCGCCGCGCGACGACAUUCGGCAGUACGCCGCCUUUGCGCUCGCCAACUUUGCCGGCAACGCCGAGCACUGCAACACGAUCGGCGACGAGGGCGGCGUCGCGCCGUUGAUUGCGCUCGCGCAUUCCGAGGACCCGAACGCCCACACGCUCGCGAUCGCGGCGCUUCGGCGACUCUGCCAAGUGUCGGCCAUGAACCGCGGGCGUAUCGUGCGCGGCGGUGGCCUCGUACCCCUCGCCAUGGCCGGCCACUCGGAGGAGCUCGAGACGCAGCGAGAAGUGGCCGCGACGCUGUGUAAUCUGAGCCUCAGCGACGAGUACAAGAUGGAGAUUGUGCUCAGCGGCGCGCUGCCGCCGCUCAUCACGCUGGGGCAGUCGCCGGACGUCGAAGUCGCGCGCCAGGCAUGCGGUGCGAUCGCCAACCUUGCCGAGAAGAUUGAGACGCACGCGACGUUUGCUGCCGCGCACGGCGGGCGGUUCCUCAUCGGCCUCAUGCGCCACAAGAGCAUCGACAUCCACCGCGAGGCCUCGCGCGCCAUGGCCAACCUCCUCACCUCCUUUGGCCACCACGGCGACAUGAUCGCCGAGGGCCUCCCGGGCUUGAUCCACCUCGCGCUCAGCGUCGACACCGAGUGCCAGUACAACGCAGCGCUGGCGUUGCGGAAGCUCGCGCCCAACACUGCGAGCCACCGAGGGAUUGUGUGCGAAGGCGGGCUCAAGUCGCUUCUCUUCCUGCUCGAGUCCAAAGAAACCAACAUUCGCAAGCACGCGGUCGUCGCCCUUCGGGACAUUGCCUCCAACGCUACGUACCAAGUGCGCUUUUACGAAGAGGGCGGCGUGGGUGCGCUCGUCACGUUCGUGCGGGACGUCGAGCCCAACUUGCAGUGCCCGGCGCUCGCGGCGCUGCGCCACCUUUCCUGCGCCACCGAGCUCAAGAAGCCCAUUGUUCAGGCAGGCAUUUUGCGCCCGCUGCUCAAAUGCAUCAACCCAAGCGGUCACCACGUCGACUUGCUCUGCCAGUGCGCGGGCUUGCUCGCGAAUCUCAGCGAGCACCUCGAGAACCAGCUCACGAUGGUCGAGGAAGGCGCGACGACCGGUCUCGUCGCCCUCGGGCAUAUCGACCACGACGAGAUCCAGCAAGACGUCGCGCGCGCGCUCGCCAACUUGUCGGCCAACGAAGACAACCACAGCACGAUUUACAAGCAGGGCGGGCUCAAGUGCCUCAUUGGGCUCACGAGAAGCAAGGAGGAGGUGUGCCAGCGCUACGCGGCCAUGGGGCUCCGCUUCCUCGCGUCCAACCCGACGAUCCGCGUGCACAUUGUGCAAGAGAAUUUGCUGCCGCCCUUCUUGGCCCUGGCGCAGUCGCCAGUCCUCGACUACCAGCGCACAGCCGCGUCGGCCUUUUGCUCGUUUUCGCUCAACGAAGAAAACAAGAUGAAGCUCGUGCGCGACGGCGGCCUCACCCAGAUCCUGAAAUGCAUGCGGUACGAAGACCUCGAAGUGACGCGCGACUGCACGUUCGCGCUCGCAAACCUCGCCGACUCGUGGGAGUACCAGAUGGACAUUGUGCGGGAAGGCGGCAUCGCCACUCUCGUCCACGUCGGCGCCCACGACGACGCGCGCGUUCAGCGGGACACGGCGCGGGCCCUCGCGUCGCUCUCGGUCACCGCAGCGCUCAAGCCCGAGCUCAUGACGGCGCUGCCGACGCUUUUCAAGCUCGCGCGGUCCUUGGACGUGAGCAGUCAGCGCUACUCGACGCUCGCGAUUUGCAACCUUGCGUCCGGCCCCGACAAGGUCGCGAUCGUCGAAGCCGGCGCGGUGCGACCACUCUUGCACCUCGUGCGCUUUCCGGACCACGAGAUCCAGCGGUACGCGGCACUCGCGCUCGCCGGCCUCGCCCUCGGGGACCACGGCCACAACAAGCUGCGCAUGGUGCAGGACGGCGCAGUCCGGCCGCUCGUCGAGAUGCUGCGGUACCCGAGCGUCGAGAUACAAAAGUGCGGCUGCUUGGCGCUGAACGCACUCACGCUCGGAAAGCACGCGGCGACGAAGCUCGCCGUGCUCCAAGAAGACGGGCUUCUGCCGCUAUUGGCGCUCUUGAGUGCGUCCGACAUGGAGUGCGUGCGCAUCGCGCUCUACUGCGUCGGGUCCAUCGCAGAGCAUAUCGAUGUGCUCACGAAACUGCUCGAGCUCGGCGCAUUGGCGCACAUUGUGCACCAGAGCCGCCAGCCGGACCUCGAGGUGAAGCGCAACUGCGGGUACAUUUUGGCGCUCGCGGUCGAGCACCACGAGUUCCACGACGACUUUGUGCGCGAGGGCGGCAUGCAGAUCGUGGUGCACCUCGCGUCAAUCGAGGACAUCGAGUGUCAAGAGUACGCGACGUUUGCGCUCGCCCACCUCGCCUCCAACCGCGAGUACCAGGUGAAGCUUGUGGGCAUGGGCGCGCUGCGGCCGCUGAUCGCGAUCAUGUCGGUCAACGCCGAGCCGCGCCAUUACGCGGGCCUCGCCUUGCUCAAGCUCGCCGACAACUACGAAAACCACAUCAAGAUCGCCGAAGAAGGCGGGAUCCAAGCGCUCUUGCGCAUCGCGCGCGCCCGCUCGACCGACGAAGAGCUGCAGUACAAGGCGUCCAUGAGCCUCGGCCAGCUGGCGGCCAACGCGACCAAGGUCAUGCCCAAAGGACGGCACAGCAACGAUGGCGUUGGCGCAGGCGCGUCGCGCAUGGCAGCCACGACCGAGCAGCUGCAAGCUCGCAAAGCGCGCGAAACCACCACCGAGUACAUUGAAAAAAAGAUUCGCUCCCAGACCCAAGGAGAUACCAACGAAUGAGCAUUGAUAUCCUACGAAUAUAUGUACGAUUUGUGUCCUAUGA